CAAGUCAUCAUCAUCAUGUUGAUGGUGCUCUAUGUGCAGGGAAAGGAGGAGGGGAAAAAGCCGAUGCAUCUGCUCUUAGAUGAGCCAGUUGCUUUGUUUCAUGGCAAUUUGGUGCGGAAGCUAUUGAACUACCUGAAGAAGGAACAAUUCUGUGUUGUGCUUGCAUGCCAUGCAGUAGACACGUUAAUGGCAUGCAGUCGCAUCAUAUCACUUGAUGGUGACAAUCCCCGCAUCAUUCCAAAAGAUGUCAUGUCAGCACUCGGCACUUUGUUUAGGGGAAGUGACCAUACCACAAGGUUGAUGGAGUUUUCCAAAACCCUUAAAACAAAGUGCAUUCUUAUUGUUGAAAAUGAAACAGAUGCAGAAGUACUGAAAGCAUGGAUAAAGAAGCUCCGCAACAUUGACAUUGAUGACAAAAUUGUUGUGCACUGUAACAGUACAAGACCAACACCCGAUGUUGUAGGAAAGCUGGUUGGGUUUCUGGAUAAAAAUCUGUUCCAUCAGGAUGAGAAAUGUGAGAAAGAACAGGAGAAGGCAAAAGUAUUCAUCCUCACUGACAGGGAUUACAAGGCAGACAUGGCUCUGGAAAAGGAGCAACGCAUAUUGCGGGAAAACACAAAGAAGUAUGUUCGAAUCAAAGUAGAGUGGUAUUGUUACCAAAAAAAUGAACAGGAAAACAACUUCCUGUCUGCCACAGCACUGAAGUCUUACCUCGAAGAGAAGGGAGGAAAAACAGAAAGUAUGGAGAAAAUAGAAAAGUUAGAUGACCUCCUGAGGAAACACUGCCGUGCCUUCAGCAUCAGGGAGAAAUAUAUGAACAGUGUUCGGAAUAUUCUAAAGGAAAAAGGUGGUAAAGACAAGCUCAAGGAUCCCGAAUUUCAUCAAGUGACUGAAGAUGAGACCAAAGAGUGGCUGGCACAACCCUCUUCAUUCACUGACGCCAAGGGAGUGUUGAAAGAGCUAGGAGUUGAGGAAGAACCACAAUCGUACAUCCGAAUUAUACAUCACUUCCUACGGGAAGAAAUUGAUUCGGAGAUCAAAGCCCUAGCUGACAAAGUUUUAAAAUUCUUCAAUAUAGGACAGCCAACAGGUGCAGCUAGUGCCGCUUCUCCCAGUGAAGAGACAGGCAGUCCACAGCAAGAUGACUCAGCUUCAAGUAAACAGGGCACCGAGACAGCUGCAGCUGAAGGACAGGGCACCAAAAGCGAGGAUCCAGAUUUGGACUAGCUGACCUGUUGCACAUGUGACAAGAGCCGACCAGCCAGAUGUUGACGUUUGAGGAGGCUGUUCUGUUCAACCUGCUGGAAGAGUGAUAGAAAGAGAAUCACUGAAUGUCUUGAAACCAGACAGAAAAUAUGGCCAGUUGGUUAAGUGAGAAGAAAUUGAACAUUUUACAUUAUUAAUUUGUAAUAUAUUAUGGUCUCACAUUAAGAGUAAGGCUGCACAUCCUCCUUACGCAGAUUCCUAACUUGUAGCACUCUAGAAUGCUGAUUUGUUAUUAAUAUGACUUUUAGAUUUGAUAUAAGAUAGCGAAAACUUGUGGCUUGUGUAUUUGACUCUUCAUAGAAUAACAGACAUAUAAUUAGUACAGGCAUGUCUGGACCACAGCUUGGAAUGUAACAAAUCUUAUUUGAUAAGUACAUGUAGCUGUUGGUAAAAGUAGGAACAAGCGGAGGUUUCAACCUGACUGAAUUCCUAACUUAAAGCAGUCCUAAUUAACUUGGACCAAAGGUUUAGAAGAAUGUAAAAAACUUAAUAUCAUCAUCGGAUGAUUCAAUCAGAUUGAACUCCUAACUUGUAUGUUGUGGUACUGCUUACUACAAGGCUGAGUAAGUCUAAGUUUUAUUUGAUUUUGAUGAAUAGUCUUUUAGAUUUGAUUACAGACAAGUUGUGAAUUGUGCCUCUUGAUGGAUAAAUUGCAAACAAGAAGGCAAUGUACAUGUAUGUCUGGACCAAAGGUUGAGAAUGUGAAUAUCAGCCGAUGUCAGUAAGUGUGCCGUUGGUUUUAGGAUCAGGGAGGUUUCAAUCAGAUUGAAUUCCUGCAGUCUACAAGGCUGAUUAAGUCAAGUUUUAUUUGUUUAGCUAUCUUUUAGAUUUAUUGUCAGAUAGAGAUAAGAAUAUGAUGUACAUGUAUGUCUCGAUCAGGACCAAAGUUGCAAAUUCCAUUUAGUACACAAAAUGUAUUUUGAAUUCUUCCUAUCAAACUAUGAGCAGUGACGACACAAAAUUUAAGACCUUGUAAAAAGAUGAUUGAUAUUUUUAUCUAGAUGGAACCCAUCAAAUGGUAUUUUCGAUAGUAAAGGGCCACUGAGUGGUAAAAAAUCAAAUGUUGUAACAUAUAUGUAUUUCUACUGUAACAAUAGGGUGUACAAAUAAGGCCAGAGCAUCUGGUAUUGUAACUAAGACUUGUACUUUUAUAAAUGAAGUUUUGAACAAUAUUUGGAAUACACAGUGUGGACAAAACUACAGUGUAGCUUACGUUGAUGAAGGUUAGGGUUGAAGGUUACGGUUGUUGAACAGGUUUUUCUAGUUCUAAUUUCCUGUAC
Molecule: messenger RNA, 2546 nt
Organism: Branchiostoma belcheri (Belcher's lancelet)
Lineage: Eukaryota; Metazoa; Chordata; Leptocardii; Amphioxiformes; Branchiostomatidae
Exons: 5
Coding region: 16-1227 (403 amino acids)
Source: RefSeq, a predicted model, not a curated record